This is a messenger RNA of Didymosphaeria variabile, 1275 nucleotides long. RefSeq lists its product as uncharacterized. The record is from RefSeq and is a predicted model, not a curated record. Gene Ontology annotation, biological process: lipid storage; lipid droplet organization. Gene Ontology annotation, cellular component: endoplasmic reticulum membrane. The transcript is spliced from 2 exons. The coding region runs from base 1 to 1275 and encodes 424 amino acids. Lineage: Eukaryota; Fungi; Ascomycota; Dothideomycetes; Pleosporales; Didymosphaeriaceae.
AUGGACCCGACCUCCCCGCCUCUAUUGAGAACGUACCUCCGCACCUUACUCCUCCUGCUUACUUCUUCGCUCCUUUUCGCCGCCGCCGUGAUCGCAUAUACCUCCUUCUACUACGCAUACAUUCCUAUCCGUGGGCUCCAAGUGCCCAUCUACCUCCAAUACGAACACGCUCUCUCGAUAGCUCCUACGCGUGACGCACCUACACUCGAUGUGCGGAUCCCCAAGCACCCCUACGGCAUUGCCAAUAUCGACGGCCUCGUCUCCCGCCAGAAAUACGAUGUCGAAGUCACCAUGGUGCUUCCGCGCAGCGAAAAGAAUCUUGCGGGGGGAAACUGGAUGAUUGGGCUGGAUAUGCGGGGCCCUGGGACGCGCACCCCUGGUAUUAAGUCGAUGCUAGGAUGGGAGGACGACUGGGAAGUUGAUGACUACUCGCAGGGUCCCAAUUCUGGUACGACGAAGGAGAGCAUUGCUAAAGACGAGGCUGCGCAAGGAAGCGUGGGGAAGACUGAGGUCCUGGCAAGAAGUAGACGCCCUGCUAUAUUGACGUACAGGAGUUGGUUGACCGAGCUGAGCUAUCGUUUGUUGAGGCUGCCGCUGUACGUUCUGGGCUGGGGAACCGAGAGCGAGACGGUGAGCGUGAUGGUCAUGGAAGGUGUUCAGUUCGAUAAAGGGUGGAGAAAUGUACCCACGUCGAUCAGGUUAGAGCUUCGGUCCAAGAUCCCGCUCGAGGUAUAUCGUGUGAGUGUGGGAUUCGUAGCGAAACUGGAGGGCCUGAGGUGGGUCAUGUAUACCUAUCGAUUCACUUCAGCGGCGGUGUUCAUCAGCGUGUUCUGGGCGACCGAAAUGGGUGUUCUGCUUUUCACCUGGGCGGUUUUCGCGUUCUUCCUAGGAAAGCUCGACGACGAGGACGCGACGAGGGGCGGAGAGAAGUUCAAAAUCGAGCAAGGCGCUGUUACGCCGAAAACCGAGCCUGCAGACUCAGAACCACCAACGCCAUUGAGCGAUGCAAGUCGCACCUUUCCGACUCUAUCUUCGCAUCAGCCAUUGCACUACUCUUCUUCGUCGCCCAAGGAAGAGCGUGCCACCCCAGCAUUGGAGGACAUACCUACCAAAGAAGAGGCCGAAGCCGAUGACGAGGACGAUGACUUCCUGCUGGAGGAACCAAUACCCAACUCCGCGGCGGACGUUUUAACGGAUUCGGGAAUCGGAACAAGUAUGGAAAGCAGUAUAGAGCGGAUGGGUUUGAACAGGCGGAAAUCCCAAAGAGAAAGGUAG